GUGACAAUUUUAUAUUUUGGUAGUGGACAAAUAAAGUGCGUUCCUUCCUCCCUUCCACACCAAGCCAAUCUUCCACCACCCUAACUGCAAUCUAGCCACCCACCAACCAGUCUUACCCCUUCAUCUCAUCGUCGUCUUGUGUCUGUUAUCACUCUGGUUUCUGAAGCUCAGCCAGAGCCCAAUCAAACAUGACACAAGAUGGUGAAUGUGGAUCCAAUGAAGCUAGUAGUGUCUCAGCUUAUGAUGAAGCAAUGGACGCUUUAUCGUCUCUGAUUACUCAGAAAAGUCGUGCUGAUACGAGCAACAGCGGCCAUAGAUUUGAGCUACUCUUCGAUUACGUCAAGAUUCUGGAUUUGGAGGAGUCAAUUUCAAAGAUGAAGAUCAUCCACGUAGCAGGCACAAAAGGAAAGGGAUCAACAUGCACAUUUACUGAAGCAAUACUACGCAAUUGUGGGUUUAGAACAGGGCUUUUCACAUCUCCUCACCUUAUUGAUGUUAGAGAAAGAUUUCGGCUGGAUGGAGUGGACAUAUCUGAAGAGAAGUUUUUGGCAUACUUCUGGUGGUGUUGGGAUAGACUGAAGGAGAAAUGCAAUGAUGAUAUGGAUAUACCAAUGCCAAAUCUAUUCCGUUUUCUUGCUUUACUUGGUUUCAAGAUUUUUGCAGCAGAACAAGUGGAUGUUGCCAUUAUGGAGGUUGGACUAGGUGGAAAAUUUGAUGCAACAAAUGUGGUUCAAAACCCCAUUGUAUGUGGUAUUUCAUCUCUAGGGUAUGACCACACUGAAAUCCUAGGAGAUACUCUUGCACUAAUAGCAGGGGAAAAAGCUGGCAUCUUUAAGAAAGGUGUUCCUGCAUUUACUGUUCCACAACCAGAUGAAGCUAUGGAAGUACUUAUAGAAAAGGCUUCACAGCUGGAUGUACCACUUGAAGUAGCAAAUCCAUUGGAUGUUAAGUUGUUGAAUGGAUUAGAUCUUGGGCUUGUAGGCGAUCACCAAUAUUUAAAUGCUGGACUUGCCAUCAAGUUAUGUUCAACGUGGCUCCAAAGAACCGGUCAUCUGGAAUUCGAUUCCAUUGACCAGACUAGUUCACUCCCUCAACAAUUCAUCAAAGGGCUGACAACCGCAGCCCUACAAGGACGGGCCCAGAUCAUGCGGGACCCGUCACUUGAUAUCGAGAAUCCAGGAUCUAUCGUGUUUUAUUUGGAUGGGGCCCACAGCCCUGAAAGCAUGGAAGCUUGUGGAAAUUGGUUUUCUCUUGCAAUCAAAGAACCUAAUUUGUUGAAAAAUAAUAAUUCUGAAAUUGUCCCUAUCAAUCCUAAUGAAAACUCAGCACAGAUAUUAUUGUUCAAUUGUAUGUCAGUGAGGGACCCACAGUUGCUACUUCCUCGGCUAUUAAAAACAUGUGUUGGUCAUGGUAUCAAUUUCAAUAAGGCGCUAUUUGUCCCAAAUAUGUCGCUUUACACCAAAGUGGGGUCCACCACCUCUUCAUUCCCACAAACCGAAUCUCUAGUGGAUGUGUCAUGGCAGUUAACACUUCAAAGGGUGUGGGAGAAUAUUGUAUCUAGUGACAGAGGGAAUAGUAGUAAUGUAGAUAAUGCGGAGUAUAGUGAAAUAAGUGUCGUUAAAAGCUGUGAAAAUAGUGUGGUGUUUGCAUCUCUUCCGUUGGCUAUUAAGUGGUUAAGAGACACUGCUAAACACAAUAAAUCUGUUCGACUCAAGGUUCUUGUAACUGGUUCAUUGCAUUUGGUGGGUGACGUCAUUAAAUUACUCAAGAAAUAGCUUUUGUUGUCUCCUUAUGUUUAAUUCUAACAAACUUGGGAAAUUACUAGAGAAAAAAAAAAUACACAGCAAAAGGACGAUUUUGAAAGUUAUUAUGUAUGUCAUGUAUAAGAUGGGUUUUUUUUUUAUUGGUAGUUUGUGUUCUUGUUGGUUUUGACUUUGAAUUGUUGUUGUAAGUUGUAAGAUUAAAUUUGAAUUGUUACUGUAACAUUUGAUUUUGAAUGAACCGAAAGGAAUUUGGUUGGCAAAAAAAAAAAAA
Lactuca saligna is the source of this 2034-nucleotide messenger RNA. NCBI's taxonomy places the organism in Eukaryota, Viridiplantae, Streptophyta, Magnoliopsida, Asterales, Asteraceae. The record is from the annotation of a GenBank genome assembly.